This is a messenger RNA of Xyrichtys novacula (pearly razorfish), 3039 nucleotides long. NCBI's taxonomy places the organism in Eukaryota, Metazoa, Chordata, Actinopteri, Labriformes, Labridae. The record is from the annotation of a GenBank genome assembly.
AUGUUCCUCAACACGGUGCUGAUGGUCCUGACGGACCUGGCGGCCCGGUUCCUGGGUAACACGGUAUUCCGGCAGCACUUCCACCUGUUGCUGUCAGCAGUGGUGGUGUUCGGUCCCGCUAUGAGUCUCUGGGUCUCACAGCACAGCAUCUUCGCCAAAAGGAGUCACUUUCUCUACAGGUGAGGCUGCAUCCUGUCUGUCCUGCUUGAACCAGGACAGUAUUAUAAGGCCACUGAAUCUCCCACAAUGCACUUCUGUAACUGUUUUUAGGAGAUGCUCAGUUGACUGCAGCUGUCACUAUUUUAAUAGUUAAUUUUUGCAGUGUGAAGUAUUUCACUGCAUUUAGCAGAAUAUGCAAAAAAAAAAAAAAGGUCAAAUGAUGUUUGAAUGUUUAAAUGAGUGUAUAAUCACCUGACUAUAAAUAUGUUUGUUGUCUGUAUGAGCUCAAGUAAGUGGUGGGUGUUAACGUAGAAGCAGGUCACCUUCCAGAGAGGCCGCCAUCUAUGACCAUCAUGUUUUUACAGUAGCACAGAAUGGACAAACUGCAGCAAAUCUACAAAUUUGAUAUGAGUAUGGACAGCUAUGUUUUCAAUCCAAAAAACAAUUCUUGUUUGUAAUAUGUACAGAAAAAGUUCCAGGACAAAUCACCCCCUAUAUUGUGUUCAUUUUAAAGUUUGAAUCUAUGCAGCUCAGUGAUGCAGCAUGGUUAUUUCCUUUUCAGAUAGUCUUUGCAACUAAAAUAACCAAAACAACAACACACCUUUAUUACCCAUGAACACUGUUACUACAUAAGUCAUUCAUGCUUGUUCCAAAGAAAACAUAUUACCCACUUUGCCAUCACUUUGGCUGCUCAUGAAUGUGCUGACAUAGCGGCCCCUUUGUUGUCUUCUUAUUGCCCACUUUUGAAAUGAAGGACUGUGAUUGGAUCAGUUUAUUUGACAUUGAAGGAAGGUAAUUUAGAGCCACCCAAGAGCACCUGGCUGCAGACACAUGAACAGCUGAAGGUUGGACCUCCACUUUGAUCUCAGCUGUUAUUGGGAAAUGGGUCCAUUUUAGCAGUGAAAGUUGUAUUUUUCACAUACUUCAAAGGUAAAAGUCAACAGACUCAGAGUUUUAUAUUUGACUUGUUAAGUUCAGAAGUCAUCUUGGUGUUGAAAUUGUGUAGCUCUGCACUUGCACAAUCAGACCUUUGUGGACACAUGCUCAGUUGAAAGUUUACCUCUGUUUGCAGUUUUAAUAUUAAACACAUAAGUCCUUUCUAUAAAGACAAAGAGCAACUUUCCCUGGUGAGAUAGUUUAAUUCCUCUUAACAUCUGAGAUGCAAGUGAGGGUCCAGUUUUCAACUGGCACAUGCCAAUGGAGGUCUGCUGUCUGCAACUAGGUCCUUUUCCAUUCAAAAGUGCCUCUGGAAGUGACUGUAUAGACCUACAACCAACCAGAUUAAUGCAGCAUGUGACAUAGCAACAGAGGUGUAAAUGGACAGCAGCAGUGUGCAGAGUAAAGAAACACACCUUUCUAACCAAUCCAUGCUAGUUGGGCAUUUUUUAGGUCUGUGUUGAAUGAAAAUUCAUCACCUAGCUAGUUUGUAAGGGGGACAUAACAGAUUCAGAGGGCCUCCUUACAGCAGAAGCUGCCAUCUUGGUUGGUUAGAAAUAUGCUGUGUAGUCAUGGUAUAGAACCUGCCCUAUUUUUAAUACAGAACUUUGCUUGGCUAGGCAAAUCUUACAAAGAGGUGAAAUCAUUCAAAGUGACAGUGGUAACAGAAAAACAGCCAGCAAAAAUGAUCAAGAGCUGACUGCUGGCUCUUUGGUGUCUUUUUUUUUUUCUUGGUUUUGACCAAACCUGAUCAUAAACCUCUCAGGACUACCUUGUGUUUGUUUUUGUACCCAAGCCUCAGCCUAUUAUUAUUAUUAUUAUUAUUAUUAUUAUUAUUAUUAUUAUUAUUAUUAUUAUUAUAUUAACAUAUUAUUUUAGUUUUUUUUAGAUUAUUCACACAUUUGAGGCUAGAGAAGAUGACAUCUCAGCUCCUUCUCAAAAUUUACUGUACCAUAAGUGGAGUGAAACAUACCAUAAAUCCAUCCUCACCAAAUGUAACUUUUUCUCCAAAGUCAAAACAAUUUUGUUUAAAAAUGUCAAAAUCAUAAAUAUGAAGCAAAUAAAACCCUCCAUUAUUAGACGUGUAUAUGAGACAAGAAAUGAGUCUCAUAUACAGUAAACUUGAUAAGACCAACAGAGGAGGGAUCAGUGGACAGAAAGAUUGACAGUUUGGAUGAUGAUGAUGAUGUCCUGGAUUAAACAUAAAUGAUCCCCAUCUUUCUUUCGUAUGCUUUUAAAAUAACUACACCUUCCUCUCCUUGCAGGAUGUUCUUGCGCUCUGGUUGGGGCUGGACCUGUGUCUUUGUUGGCUCCUUUGUUUUCCUCCUGUCCUUCUCCAUCCGGCGCUCCCUCUCUCUCUCCAUGCGCCACCUCUCUCGGCUUGGAGUGGCUGGUGGUCUGUGGCUUGGUUUCUGUAAACUCCUGGACCUCCUUGAGAACGCGACAGGGAGCUGCUAUGAGCCUCUACUCAGCAGCCCAGAGGUCACCAAUGGGCAGCCUCUGUUGGUGCUGAGAGAGGGGGAGAGUAAGUCCGAGUGCCUCAAAGCUGGGAUGCUGUGGAGAGGGUAUGAAGUGUCAGAGGACGUCUUCCUCCUCUGUCUAUGCUGCCUCUUGCUGGCAGAGGAAACAGCUGUUUUUGGCCCGUACCUGAGCCUGGGCGGGAUCUCAGAUGCCCCUCUCAGGAUCCUCUUCCUCUUCUGUGUCCUCUUGCUUGGCCUCUGGAUCUUCCUGCUGCUCUGCCUCUUGGCUUAUUUUCCUCAGUUUCCCACCCAGCUGCUAGGGGGCGCUCUGGGGUGUCUGAGCUGGAGAGGACUGUACCAGGGCUGGUACCGGCUUGGGCCCAGCUGGUGCUCACCUGGAAGACCUGGACAGGGGCUGCUCAACACUAAAAACAGUAUAUCCGAAGCAGAUGAUGCACAACUGAGCAACGAGCACCUCAACUAA